AUGGCCGCAUUGUACGGGAUGAAUGCUAAUUACGACGCCACCGCUGCGUCGAAGGGUGUUCCUAUCACCGACCGCCAUGGCACCCGCGACGAAGUCGAGAUGGUCGCCACCGCAGCAGCCACCGCAGCCGCUGGCGCCCCCUCCCACAGCCCUGAACCUACCAGCACGCAGGCCACCUCCCUCACUGAGGGCGACACAGACGAGCGGCCUUCGCCACCCAACACGCUGCGCAAAGGUGCCGACGACGACGACGACGAUGCUGACGACGACGCCCAUGUCGAGAUGCAGCGCCGCUCCUCCGUCGUCCAGGCACUCGCACGAUCCUACUCUCGAGCCUCGGCCGUCGGCUCCAAAGACAGCAACCCCUUCUUCGCCGACGCCGACUCGCCCCUGAACCCGAACUCGGACAAGUUCAGCGGACGAGAGUGGGCCAAGGCCAUCGUCGAGCUGGUCUCGCAGGACGGGGGCUCCUUCCGAUCCGCCGGCGUCUGUUUCCAGAACCUCAACGUGUUCGGCUACGGCGAGGCGACCGACUACCAGAAGGAUGUCGCCAACGUCUGGCUCUCGCUCGCCGGCCUCUUCCGCCGCUUCAUGGGCCGAGCACGCCAGCGCAUCGACAUCCUGAGGCAGUUCGACGGCCUCGUGCGCGACGGCGAGAUGCUCGUCGUCCUGGGACCCCCCGGAGCCGGCUGCUCCACCUUCCUCAAGACCAUCGCCGGCGAGAUGAACGGCAUCUUUGUCGACGAUGGUUCCUACUUCAAUUAUCAGGGCAUGACCGCCAAGGAAAUGCACACGAACCAUCGGGGCGAAGCCAUCUACACUGCCGAGGUCGACGUCCACUUCCCCAUGCUGACGGUUGGCGAUACCCUCACUUUUGCCGCCCGCGCCCGCCAGCCCCGCCAGCUACCCCAGGGACUCAACCGGAAUGAUUUCGCCGCCCACCUCCGUGACGUCGUCAUGGCCAUGUUCGGCAUCACCCACACCGUCAACACGCGCGUCGGCAACGAGUACAUUCGCGGCGUCUCGGGUGGCGAGCGCAAGCGCGUCACCAUCUCCGAGGCCGCCCUGUCCGGCGCUCCGCUUCAGUGCUGGGACAACUCCACCCGCGGUCUCGACUCGGCCAACGCCAUCGAGUUUUGCCGAACCUUGCGCCUGCAGACCGAGCUCUUCUCCAGCACCGCCUUCGUCUCCAUCUACCAGGCCCCCCAGAGCGCCUAUGACCUCUUCGACAAGGCCGCCGUUCUCUACGAGGGUCGCCAGAUCUUCUUCGGCCGCGCCGACGCCGCGAAGCAGUACUUCGUCGACCUCGGCUUCGAAUGCCCCCCGCGACAGACGACGCCCGAUUUCUUGACCUCCAUGACCUCCCCCCUGGAGCGUGUUGUCCGACCUGGCUUCGAGGGCAAGGCCCCCAGGACGCCCGACGAGUUUGCUGCCGCCUGGAGGGACAGCGCCGAGUACGCGGCCCUGCAGGCCGAGAUUGAGGAGUACAAAAAGUCGCACCCCAUCGACGGGCCUUCGGCCGAGGCCUUCCGCGCCUCCAAGCGCGCCCAGCAGGCCAAGGGCCAGCGCAAGAAGUCGCCCUUCACCCUGUCGUACGGUCAGCAGGUCCAGCUGUGCCUGUGGCGAGGCUGGAAGCGCCUGAGCGGCGACCCCAGCUUGACCGUCGGUGCCCUCAUCGGAAACUUCGUCAUGGCCCUCAUCAUCGGCAGCGUCUUCUUCAACCUUAGCGACACCUCCUCGAGCUUCUUCCAGCGCGGCGCCCUCUUGUUCUUCGCCUGUCUGAUGAACGCCUUCGCGUCGGCCCUCGAGAUCCUCACCCUCUAUGCCCAACGACCCAUCGUCGAGAAGCAUAGCCGUUAUGCCCUGUACCACCCGUCGGCCGAGGCCGUUGCCUCCAUGCUGUGCGACAUGCCGUACAAGAUUGUCAACUCCAUCAUCUUCAACCUGACCAUCUACUUCAUGACCAACCUCCGGAGGGAGCCGAGCGCCUUCUUCUUCUUCCUGCUUAUCUCCUUCGCCACCGUCAUGGUCAUGUCCAUGAUCUUCCGGACCAUCGCCUCGGCGUCGCGCACCCUGUUCCAAGCCCUCGUUCCCGCCGCCGUCCUCAUCCUCUACCUCGUAGUCUUCACCGGUUUCGUCCUGCCCAAGCGUUACAUGCUCGACUGGUGCCGGUGGCUGAGCUACAUCGACCCCCUCGCCUACGCCUUCGAGGACCUCAUGGUCAACGAGUUCCACAACCGCCAGUUUGAGUGUGACCAGUUCGUUCCGACGGCCCAGGGACCGACUGCCGAGGCGACCGCUCAGUUGUCGGAGUAUGCCGGUGUCGGCGGCGCGAAUCACGUCUGCAGCUCCGUCGGUGCCGUUCCGGGACGUUCCUACGUGUCGGGAGACGAGUACAUCCGCUCGCAGUUUGGCUACGAAUGGGUCAACCGCUGGCGCAACUUUGGCAUCAUCAUCGCCUUCACCGUCUUUCUCCUCUUCUGCUACCUCGUCGCCGCCGAGCUGGUGUCGGAGAAGAAAUCAAAGGGCGAGGUGCUCAUGUACCGCCGCGGCCACAAGCCGGCCGCGGCCAGGCACGCUGAGAAGAAGCGCGACGCCGAGGCCGUCAUGGCGAACAUCGGCCCCAUCGUCACCGCCGAGAGGAGCCACAGGCAGGGCAAGGAAGGCGGCGUGCUCCAGGUUCAGACCUCCGUCUUCCAGUGGCACGACGUGUGCUACGACAUCAAGAUCAAGGGCGAGCCGCGCCGCAUCCUCGACCACGUCGACGGUUGGGUGAAGCCCGGAACGCUGACGGCUCUCAUGGGCGUCUCCGGUGCCGGCAAGACCACUCUUCUCGACUGCCUGGCCGACCGCACGGCCAUGGGCGUCAUCACCGGCGAGAUGUUCGUCGACGGACAGCUGCGAGACAUGUCCUUCCAGCGCAAGACCGGCUACGUCCAGCAGCAGGAUCUGCACCUGCAGACGACGACGGUCCGCGAGGCCCUGAACUUCAGCGCCCUUCUGCGGCAGCCCGCCCACGUGCCGAAGGAGGAGAAACUCGCGUACGUCGAGGAGGUCAUCAAGCUCCUCGAGAUGGACGAGUAUGCCGAUGCUGUCGUCGGUGUUCCGGGCGAAGGCCUGAACGUCGAACAGCGGAAGCGUCUCACCAUUGGUGUCGAGCUCGCCGCGAAGCCCCCGCUCCUGCUCUUCGUCGACGAGCCUACCUCCGGGCUCGACUCGCAAACCUCCUGGGCCAUCCUGGAUCUCCUCGAGAAGCUAACCAAGGCCGGCCAGGCCGUUCUCUGCACCAUCCACCAACCGUCUGCCAUGCUCUUCCAGCGCUUUGAUCGUCUGCUCUUCCUUGCCAAGGGCGGCAAGACGGUCUACUUUGGCGAGAUUGGCGAAAACUCAAAGAUGCUGACCAGCUACUUUGAGCGCAACGGCGGCCAUCCCUGUCCCGACGAGGCGAACCCGGCCGAGUGGAUGUUGGAGGUUAUCGGGGCCGCGCCCGGAACGUCGACGGAUAUUGACUGGUUCAGAACGUGGCGCGAGAGCCCCGAGUACACGGCCGUUCAGGAAGAGCUCGAAGAGAUCAAGCGCGAGAAGCGCGACACGACGGAUAACCCGCCGGCAGAUGAGGACGCCGGCAGCUACCGCGAGUUCGCAGCCCCUCUUGCCGUCCAGCUCAAGGAGAACAUCUACCGCGUCUUCCAGCAGUACUGGCGAACCCCCGUCUACAUUUACUCCAAGACUGCCCUGUGCACCCUCGUCGCCCUCUUCAUCGGCUUCAUCUUCUUCGAUGCCCCCAACAGCAUUCAAGGCCUGCAGAAUCAAAUGUUCGCCAUAUUCCAGCUCCUUACCGUUUUCGGCCAAAUAGUCCAGCAGUCCAUGCCGCAGUUUGUCAUACAGCGCUCCCUUUACGAAGCCCGAGAGCGGCCAUCCAAGGUGUAUUCCUGGAAGGUCUUCAUGCUGUCGCAGAUCAUUGUCGAAUUACCCUGGAAUAGUCUUAUGGCCGUCCUGAUGUACUUUUGCUGGUAUUAUCCCGUCGGCCUCUACCGCAACGCCAUACCUACGGAUGCUGUUGCCGAGCGCGGGGCCCUCAUGUUCCUCUUCCUGCUCAUGUUCAUGAUCUUCACCGGCACCUUCUCGACGUUCAUCAUUGCCGGCUUCGAAACCGCCGAGGCUGGUGGAAACAUGGCCAACCUGAUGUUUACCUUGUGCCUCAUCUUCUGCGGUGUCCUCGCGACCCCCGCGACCCUCCCUGGCUUUUGGAUUUUCAUGUAUCGCGUUUCGCCAUUCACAUACCUUGUGAGCGGCCUUCUCAGCGUGGGCGUUGCCAACACCGUCGUCGUCUGCGCCGAAAACGAGUUCCUGCACUUCGCGCCCCCCGACGGCCAGACGUGUGGCGAAUACAUGGCCGCGUAUGAGUCUGUCUUUGGCGGAAAGCUGCAAAACGACACCUCCACCGUUCUCUGUUCCUUUUGCCCAAUCUCCGAGACCAACACGUUCCUCGCGGGCGUGAGCAGCAACUACGAUGAUCGUUGGCGCAACUUUGGCAUCCUGUGGGCGUAUGUCAUUUUCAACGUUGUCGCAGCCCUCUUCGUCUAUUGGCUUGCCCGCGUGCCCAAGAAGCAACUCGGCAAGGGCAAGAAGAAGGAAUAA
Molecule: messenger RNA, 4641 nt
Organism: Drechmeria coniospora
Lineage: Eukaryota; Fungi; Ascomycota; Sordariomycetes; Hypocreales; Ophiocordycipitaceae
Product: ABC transporter ABCl1
Exons: 4
Coding region: 1-4641 (1546 amino acids)
Biological process (GO): transmembrane transport
Cellular component (GO): membrane
Molecular function (GO): ATP hydrolysis activity; ABC-type transporter activity; ATP binding
Source: RefSeq, a predicted model, not a curated record